AUGCCAUCAGUCUUAGCUGCCAGAAGCUCAAGACCUCAAAUUGUGUCGAUUUCCAUCCACCGAGGAAUCACCAGAGAAUUCUCCAAAACCUGCGAAGACACGUCCGAUGGUCUAUCUCUAAGGAGGGCGAAACCAAUUGAGGUCGAAAACAAUUUUCAAAGCUUGGACGACCUUGAUUCCGCUCGUGCGUCGCAUCAGAAGAAGACGGUGGAAACCAGUCCAGAGAUGGCGAUCUACCGCGUAGCCAACGAUUCAAGCCGUGUUGUAGCAAAGAAAAAGGGCAUCCGGGAUAUCAGCCAUGGGGUCCAACAAGCGUCCGACGCACACCACCAACUGUUUACGAAGUUCCUAGACCAGCUUGACAAUGAUGGUUACAGGGCGUAUGCGGAACCGUCGCCCUAUAGCGCAAAACAGAGAAUCCCAGCACUGGACACAAAUCCCGAGUCCAAGUCGAUGCAGAAUGUUCCCGGGAUUGACCCAAAUGGUGACGAACGAGUUCAAAAUUCUGCAGACAGCCUGCACCAGAAAGAUUUCCCUGUGUCACUUGAGGAACACGCUCUCAUAAAUACUAAUAGCCCUGUUAUACAAGAAACAAGCAACACAAGUGCGACGGUCAAUCAAGAAAUGGAGCUGCUGCCAAAAAUUGAGCAAACUAUUAGCAUUUGCCUACAACUUGAUGAGAGAGUCACGAACGAGUUGGAUAGAAUGGUGGCUAAAUUUUCCCAAUAUACCCCAAUCAUGAACAAUGGCCGAGCGAACGUUGCUGUUGUAAAGGGUCUACCGGUGCAACAUUGGAGACAAUACCAAAUAUUCAUGCGAUUUCUGCAAUUCUGGAGGUCGCCCUUUUACAUGGGUCGAGUGAAGCCUCUCAUGACACGCCUUGGGCGUUAUUGGGAAGUUUCUUGGCAAAUAGAGGACUCUCCCGAGAUCCUAGCCAUCCGUCGAACGUUCCGUCAGGUAACUGAGGACGAUCUUCCGCAAUAUAAUUUUACCUCUGACACUUCUUGGGAAGCGAAAGCCGUUGUAACUCGAGGCCUCAGCCGAACUCAGGCGGGGGAAAUCGUUGAUGCAAUCAAUGCAAGAUGGCCGGAUGGGAUUGACCUCGGUCUAAUCACGCGUCUAACAUGGGCAUCAUUGUAUACAUCAUCCUGGCUUCAAGCUAGAAUGAGUGAGCAUCCCUCUUAA
Sclerotinia sclerotiorum 1980 UF-70 is the source of this 1185-nucleotide messenger RNA. RefSeq lists its product with no specific name. The transcript has 3 exons. Lineage: Eukaryota; Fungi; Ascomycota; Leotiomycetes; Helotiales; Sclerotiniaceae. The coding region runs from base 1 to 1185 and encodes 394 amino acids. The record is from RefSeq and is a predicted model, not a curated record.